CCAGUAAACUGUAGUGCCUGUUUAGUGUCAUCCAGGACUUGUGUACUUCUCGCGAAAUACGGGAAGAUGACGCACUCAUCGCGAGACGAAGCUGGGCGUGGUUUUACAUCAGCAUCCUAUGCACGAGUUUCUUGAACUGCUUGGUCUGUGCGCACUGUCGUCCAAAGUGUGGCCGAGUGAAUGUCAUGGGGAAAGCCAAGCGGACUGGGGCGCGGAGGCAGGUCCACAAAGCGCCCGCAGGGGCAUCCGGAGGUCCGGCGAAGACUAACCCAAACCCAUUUGAAGUGAAAGUCAACCAGCAGAAGUUCCAGAUCCUUGGCAGGAAGACGCGCCACGAUGUGGGCCUGCCCGGGGUGUCCCGCGCUCGUGCCAUCAAGAAGAGAACCCAGACUUUACUAAAGGAGUACAAAGAAAGGAACAAGUCCAAUGUGUUCGCAGACAAACGCUUUGGGGAAUAUAAUAGCAACAUAAGCCCAGAGGAAAAGAUGAUGAAGAGAUUUGCUCUGGAGCAACAGCGAUAUCAUGAGAAAAAGAACAUCUACAACCUAAAUGAAGAUGAAGAAUUGACUCAUUAUGGCCAGUCCUUGGCUGACAUUGAAAAGCAUAAUGACAUUGUGGAUAGUGACAGUGAUACUGAAGACCGGGGGGCAUUGUCAGCUGAACUGACUGCUUCCCACUUUGGUGGUGGGGUCCACAAGAACACCUCUCAGAAGGAGGGCGAGGAUGGAGACAAGCCAAAGACACGGAAGGAACUGAUUGAGGAGCUCAUUGCAAAGUCAAAGCAAGAGAAGAGGGAAAGACAGGCGCAGCGAGAAGAUGCCCUUGAGCUCACAGAGAAGCUGGACCGAGACUGGAAAGAAGUCCAGAUUCUCCUGUCACGAAAACCUAAGAACUCAGAAAACAAAGAGAAAAAGGAAAAACCCCAGCCCGAUGCAUAUGACAUGAUGGUUCGUGAGCUUGCCUUUGAAAUGAAGGCUCAACCCUCUAACAGGAUGAAAACAGAAGAGGAACUAGCAAAGGAGGAGCAAGAGAGGCUCAAGAAACUGGAGGCUGAAAGACUUCGAAGAAUGCUUGGAAAAGAUGAACAUGAAAAUAAAAAGAAACCAAAACAUACAUCAGCAGAUGAUUUAAAUGAUGGCUUUAUACUGGAUAAAGACGAUAGGCGCUUGCUUUCUUACAAGGAUGGGAAGAUGAACAUUGAAGAUGUCCAGGAAGAGCAAAGCAAGGAAGCAGAUGACCAAGAGAAUGACCAGAAAGAGGGAGAGGAUGAGAGUGAGGAAGAGGAUGAGAGCCAUGAGGACUCAGAAGAGAGUGAGGACCCAGACAGCCACUCGGACCUAGAAUCUAAUAUAGAGAGUGAGGAGGAAAACGAGACACCAAAGAAGGAGCAACGUCAGACUCCUGGGGGGAAGUUGCCAAAGGGUGACCAGAAAGCGCAAAAGGCUAUUGGAGCUGAGCUGCCCUAUGUCUUUGCAGCUCCUGAAUCCUUUGAGGAGCUGAAGUUUUUAUUGUCAGGAAGAUCAAUGGAAGAGCAACUUUUGGUGGUGGAGAGAAUUCAGAAGUGCAACCAUCCAAGUCUUGCAGUAGGAAACAAAGCAAAAUUGGAAAAAUUGUUUGGCUUCCUCUUGCAAUACAUAGGAGAUUUGGCUACAGACAGCACACCAGACCUCAAGACCAUCGAUAAGUUGGUUGUGCACUUAUAUAGUCUUUGCCAGAUGUUUCCUGAAUCUGCAAGUGACUCCGUAAGAUUUGUUCUCCGAGAUGCCAUGCACGAGAUGGAAGAAAUGAUUGAGACCAAAGGCCGGGCAGCGUUUCCAGGGUUGGAUGUGCUCAUUUAUUUGAAAAUCACUGGGCUGUUGUUUCCAACCUCUGAUUUCUGGCAUCCGGUUGUGACCCCUGCCCUGCUGUGUAUGAGCCAGAUGCUUACUAAGUGUCCAGUCAUGUCCCUACAAGAUGUGAUAAAGGGCCUGUUCGUGUGCUGCUUAUUCCUGGAGUACGUGUCCCUGUCUCGGAGGUUCAUCCCCGAACUAUUCAAUUUUCUACUUGGGAUUCUUUAUAUAGCAACUCCAAACACAAAGAGCCAAGGUUCCACUCUGGUGCACCCUUUUAGAGCACUUGGGAAGAACUCGGAAUUGCUCGUGGUCUCCAACAAAGCAGAUGUGACCACCUGGCAGAGGGGAAGCCUCCCCUUGCACUGGGCAAAUAGACUGAGCACCCUGACAGCGACUGAGGCAAAUCACACCAGGCUGUCCUGCGUAGCCUCGUGUUUGAGCCUGAUGAAGCACUGUGUGCUCAUGUACCGGGCACUGCCGUCCUUCCAUGCCAUUGUCAGGCCCCAUCAAGCCCUCCUGGCGAAGCAUCUUGCAGACUGUAGCCUCCCCCAAGAACUUCAGGAACUGUCUCAAAGCAUACUGUCAGAAAUGGAAAGCCAGAAGCAGCACUGCCGGCCGCUGGUGUGUGAGAAGAGCAAGCCCGUCCCACUGAAACAGUUCACCCCCCGGCUAGUCAAAGUGCUUGAGUUUGGACGGAAACAAGGCAGCAGUAAAGAAGAACAGGAAAGGAAAAGACUAAUCCACAAACACAAGCGGGAGUUUAAAGGCGCCGUCCGAGAGAUCCGAAAGGACAAUCAGUUCCUGGCCAGGAUGCAGCUCUCAGAAAUCAUGGAAAGGGAUGCAGAAAGAAAGCGUAAAGUAAAACAGCUUUUUAAUAGCCUGGCCACGCAAGAAGGUGAAUGGAAGGCUCUUAAGAGGAAAAAGUUCAAAAAAUAAAUUGUCUUGUAAAUGUA
This is a messenger RNA of Mus caroli (Ryukyu mouse), 2785 nucleotides long. RefSeq names its product NOP14 nucleolar protein (gene Nop14). The record is from RefSeq and is a predicted model, not a curated record. Gene Ontology annotation, biological process: maturation of SSU-rRNA. Lineage: Eukaryota; Metazoa; Chordata; Mammalia; Rodentia; Muridae. Gene Ontology annotation, cellular component: nucleolus; Noc4p-Nop14p complex; small-subunit processome.